Dermatophagoides farinae (American house dust mite) is the source of this 1495-nucleotide messenger RNA. It is a transcript of the gene eIF3e, whose product is annotated as eukaryotic translation initiation factor 3 subunit e. NCBI's taxonomy places the organism in Eukaryota, Metazoa, Arthropoda, Arachnida, Sarcoptiformes, Pyroglyphidae. Gene Ontology annotation, molecular function: translation initiation factor activity. Gene Ontology annotation, cellular component: cytoplasm; eukaryotic translation initiation factor 3 complex. The record is from RefSeq and is a predicted model, not a curated record.
UUGUGUGUCUGUGUGUGUGUGUGUGUAUGUUUUUGACUGAUUGAGUGAUGUUUGUGUUGAUGACCAUUCAAUUUAUAAAUUAUCCAACGAUAUACAUUCUUUAAUUUUCUUACCAUAAUCAUUAUAUAUAAUAAUCAUGGCCGAAUGGGAUUUGACACCAGUGCUUGCCCAAUACUUGGAUCCUCAUUUUGUUUAUGGUUUGCUGGAAUUUUUGGGAAGUCAAGAUAUUUAUGAUCCAGAGGAAAUAUUCCAACAUAAAGUGAAAAUUUUGUCAAAAAUUCAACUUGUAGAUGCAUUAAUCGCUUUGUAUGAAAAACAUGAACGACCGGUACCAGAAGAAUUAAAUAAUAAACUGGAAGAAUUGACCGAACAACGAAAAAAAUUCAUUGAAGAUUUGAGUGAUGUAUUAGAAAGUUUAGCUAGUUUAAAUGAUUUGGAUGAAAAGCAAUUGCAAGAAAGUAUACAAGAGAUACGUAAAAAAUUCUCCCGAGAAACGAUCGACAAGCUGUAUGAAUUUGCCAAAUAUUCAUUCACUCGUGGCCAAUAUCAGGAAGCAUUGGCGUUCAUUAAAUCAUACCAAUUAUUGAUUGGUACCGAUGAUGCCAAUUAUGAACACACUUUAUGGGGUUCGUUUGUAUCUUCGUUCUUUUCGCAAGAUAUGAAAGAAGCACAGGAUAUAUUCUUAGCUUUGAAAAAUUACAUUGAAAAUGCCAACUUUUCACCGAUUCAAGCCUUGCAGAAUCGUACAUGGCUUAUUCAUUGGGGUUUAUUUAUAUUUUUCAACGUUGAACAUGGCCGUGAUUAUCUGGUCGAUUUAUUUCUGGAUGCUAAGAAUGCUAAACAAUCGCAAAACAAUGCUUAUCUAAACGCGAUACAAACAUCAUGUCCUCACAUUCUUCGUUAUUUGACCGCUGCCGUCAUCACACAUCGGCAACGACGAGUCUACAUGAAAGAAUUGGUUCGUUUGAUACAACAAGAAUCGUACAAUUAUCGUGAUCCAAUCACUGAAUUUGUCGAAUGUUUGUACGUCAAUUUUGAUUUUGAUGGAGCACAACAAAAGCUGCGUGAUUGUGAAAUUGUUUUGCGUAUCGAUUUCUUUCUCACAUCUUGUAUUGAAGAAUUUAUCGAAAAUGCUCGACUAUUUAUUUUUGAAAUUUUCUGUCAAAUCCACGAAUGUAUUUCAAUUGACAUGAUCGCGGAUAAAUUAAACAUGAGCAGUGAUGAUGCUGAACGUUGGAUUGUCAAAUUGAUUCGUGACGCUCAUUUCGAUGCUCGUAUCGAUUCAAAACAUGGUCAUGUUAUUAUGGGCACACAGGCAGUAUCACAAUAUCAUCAAUUGAUUGAAAAAACACAACAGAUGCGCUACCGUACCGAAAUGUUGACUGUAAAUGUCGAAAAGGUUGCUCAUAAAAAACCAAUCGACCGGUCUAUUUGGAAUUAAUUAGUGUGCUUAAUUUUUAUUAUUAUUAAAUACAAAAUUUUUGAAACAAAAUGA